Dama dama (fallow deer) is the source of this 1173-nucleotide messenger RNA. RefSeq names its product ceramide synthase 3 (gene CERS3). The record is from RefSeq and is a predicted model, not a curated record. Lineage: Eukaryota; Metazoa; Chordata; Mammalia; Artiodactyla; Cervidae. Bases 1 to 1173 code for a protein of 390 amino acids. Gene Ontology annotation, biological process: ceramide biosynthetic process. Gene Ontology annotation, molecular function: sphingosine N-acyltransferase activity; DNA binding. Gene Ontology annotation, cellular component: membrane. The transcript has 10 exons.
AUGUUUCAGACAUUUAAAGAAUGGUUUUGGUUGGAAAGAUUCUGGCUUCCUCCAACAAUAAAAUGGUCAGAUCUUGAAGAUCACGAUGGACUCAUCUUUGUGAAGCCCUCUCAUUUAUAUAUGACUAUUCCAUAUGCUUUUGUCUUGAUAAUUAUCAGACAUUUUUUUCAAAAGUUUAUUGCUUCACCUCUAGCAAAAACAUUUGGCAUUAAAGAGGAAGUUCAAAAGAAGAUUACACCAAAUACUGUCUUAGAGAAUUUUUUCAAACAUUCCACAAGGAAACCAUCUCAAACUGAUAUUUAUGGACUGGCAAAGAAGUGUAACUUGACAGAGCGCCAGGUUGAAAGAUGGUUUAGGAGUCGGCAGAAUCAAGAUAGGCCUUGCAGGAUGAAGAAAUUCCAGGAAGCUUGCUGGCGAUUUACAUUUUACCUAAUUAUUACCAUUGCUGGAAUUGCAUUUCUUUAUGACAAACCUUGGGUAUAUGACCUGUGGGAAGUUUGGAAUGGCUAUCCCAGACAGCCCUUGCUGCCAUCCCAGUACUGGUACUACAUUUUGGAGAUGAGUUUUUAUUGGUCUCUCUUAUUUAGCCUUGGCUCUGAUGUCAAGAGGAAGGAUUUUCUAGCGCAUGUCAUCCACCACCUGGCUGCUGUCAGUUUGAUGAGCUUCUCUUGGUGUGCUAAUUAUAUUCGCAGUGGGACCCUCGUGAUGAUUGUCCAUGAUGUGGCCGACAUUUGGCUAGAGUCUGCUAAGAUGUUUUCUUAUGCCGGAUGGAAGCAAACCUGUAACACCCUGUUUUUCAUCUUCUCCACCGUGUUUUUGAUCAGUCGCCUCAUUAUUUUUCCCUUCUGGAUUUUAUAUUGCACGCUGAUUCUGCCUCUGCACUACCUUCAACCUUUCUUUUCAUACAUCUUCCUCAACCUACAGCUCAUGGUCCUGCAAGUUCUUAAUCUUUAUUGGAGUUACUUCAUCCUGAAGAUGCUCAAAAGAAGUAUAUUCACGAAGAGCAUCCGGGAUGUGAGGAGUGAUAGUGAGGGUGAGUAUGAAGAGGAAGAAGAUGAGGAAGAGGAGGAAGAGGAGAAGGAAGAAGCCACGGGAGGCAAAGAGACAGACCAUUUGAAGAACAGCCUUGGGGCCGACAGGCAUCUCAUCCCCAAUGGUCAGCAUGGCUGUUAG